GCUGAUCGUGAUGGCAUCUCUGACUCUGGCUUUUUGUCUUUCUUUUCUGCUCACAUGGAAGAUGGUUCCUGGUCAGAAACUGUCUUCAUCUGAUCGUCAGGAGAGAAGUUUUGUCUCGGCUCAUCCUGGAGAAGAUUUGACCUUGAAUUGCUUCUUUGGCACUGAAAUUCCUGGGAGUGUUUACUGGUACAAGCAAACUCUGGGACAGAGACCCAAGCUGAUCUUCACCUUUCCUACAGGUGGUCAGAACUUGUUUCAUGAUGAGAUCGAGAACUUUCCACGCUUCAAAAUGGAUAAAAGAGAUGGCAAGGCUCUUCUGAUAAUCACAGAUUUGCACACUUCAGACUCGGCUAUAUACCACUGUAUAUUCGAUUCCUAUAUAUCAACUAUUUUUUCAGAGAGCAUCACAGUCAGUGUGAAGGGGUUUGGUUCAAAUGCCAUUUUGGUCAAUCAGCCAGUAUCUGACGGUAUUCAGCCAGGAGGCUUUGCUACUCUGAGCUGUACAGUACACCCUGGGAGCUGUGAUGGAGAACACAGUGUUUACUGGUACAAAAAGUCAGAGGAAUCUCUUCCAGUUCUCUUUUAUACCCACAGUGGCAUGAAUGACCAGUGUGACUCCCAAAGUAACACCUGUUUCUAUGAACUGCCGAUGGAAAACCUGACUCAGACUGACGCUGGGAUGUAUUACUGUGCAGUCGCCUCAUGUGGACAGGUCCUGUUUGGAAACGAGACCAAGCUUGACUUUCCAGAUAAGGUGAAUCCUUGGGUGUUGGUGCAUUUGUUGAGUUGGGCGUUGCUAUUCACGAUGAUCUUCAGUAUUUUCUUGGCUUUCUUACUGUACAAUAUAACCAAGAAAAACAGCUGCCGCUCUUCAGUCUGUUGCAUUAAUCAGGUGCUCAAGAACGACUGUCAUCUCCAUCUGCAGCAACCACUGAGGGUUUCGAAGAACCAAACAGUCUUCACUACGCUGCGUUAAGUCAUAAAAAGACCAACAGACCAAAAAGACACGGAAAUGCUUCCAACGAUGAAUGUGUUUACUCCAAUGCAUAGAUAUACACUCUGGUUAAAGAAGGGUGAGACUGGAAAAAAAAAACACAACUGAGGCUUGAGGUAAAUGUAUGUUUGUACUUUGAGCGUGGUAAGUGAUGACUAUGAGGGGAGGCUCAUUCAGGAACCGUGUUGGUUUUCUUUGUGUGGUACAUUUCACUUUGAAUGGUAUUCAAUGCUUCUGUUUUUUUUUUCUGUUUUAAACACACCGACACGUACAGUAAGGCAAAUUAAUUUGUACUGAAACAACAAGCGCCAUCCAAAUUCCGUUAUAAUUUCUCUCUCUCUUUUUUUUUAAUUUUUUUUUUUUUUAGGAUUUCUAUGUAAUUGUCAG
Messenger RNA from Salarias fasciatus (jewelled blenny), 1381 nucleotides. RefSeq lists its product as uncharacterized. The coding region runs from base 11 to 976 and encodes 321 amino acids. Lineage: Eukaryota; Metazoa; Chordata; Actinopteri; Blenniiformes; Blenniidae. Gene Ontology annotation, biological process: response to bacterium. The record is from RefSeq and is a predicted model, not a curated record. The transcript has 5 exons.